Echinops telfairi (small Madagascar hedgehog) is the source of this 1231-nucleotide messenger RNA. It is a transcript of the gene MXRA7, whose product is annotated as matrix remodeling associated 7. The transcript has 4 exons. The record is from RefSeq and is a predicted model, not a curated record. NCBI's taxonomy places the organism in Eukaryota, Metazoa, Chordata, Mammalia, Afrosoricida, Tenrecidae. The annotation marks the transcript as partial.
CCCGCGCCCCCGGAGCCCGCGGCUGCGCCCCAGGAAGCGCCAGAGGAGCCUGCGGCUGUGGAGCCCGUGGGGGCUGAGGCGAAGGAGGCCACCGAUACAGGGCAGGAGGAGGAAUUUGACCCAGGUGAGAGGCACCUGCCCCAAGAAGAGCCCGAGGAAGAAGAUGGUGACACCUUCUCUUUCAAGUACAGCCCGGGGAAGCUGCGGGGCAACCAGUACAAGCAGAUGAUGACCAAGGAGGAGCUGUGCGAGGAGCAGAGAGUCCAGAGAGAGCAGCUGGACGCCAUCUUCAAGCUGAUGAAGGACAACCAGGAGACGUUUGGCGAGAUGUCCGAUGGGGACUUGCAGGAACAGCUCCGGCUCUACGACAUGUAGGCCGUCAGCCGGCCAGCCCCCCACCGCCCCGAGAUGACCAUGCCGGACGUCUGCCCCACCCACCACCCACUUCUCAUUACCAGACUGUCAGCUCGCCCUUAUCUCCUGCCCAUCAGCGUGGACGCCUGUGGCCUGCAGGCGUGGGGUUCUGUGGGGUUCUAAAGAGGAGAGAGGUCCCUGGCCCUUGGGCCUCUGCCCACUGGUGAGGUCCCACCUGCGCCACAGGAAGGCUCCCCCCCACCCCAGGCUGCCCUCGGAGCAAAAUGAACUCUCUCCCACAGGCCCAGGGCAGCCCGCAGCCUGGACUGGACCCAGGGCUUCUACAGGAGAGAGAAAUGGGACACAGUGGGUGAGGGUUGAGCUGCUGACUGGACGGGGGGUGGGUUGAACCCAGCAGCUUCCCCAAGGCUGCUUGUGUCGGUAAAGAUGACAGCCAACCUGGGAAACCCUGGGGGCCAAUUGCCGCCAGUCAGCAUGGACUUGCUGGCUUGGCUUGGCUUGGCUUUGAAGAAGAUCACCCAGCCCCACAGCUGAGGCUGCAGACUGGUAACCGGGCAGGCGCACCACAUUCUGCCCGCGGAGGAUUGCCUCUAGCUCCUCUGGUGGUCAGGCCGCAGGUUAGAGUGGGGGUUCUUCUAGCAAAAAGUCUCCUUCAAAACUCCUCUUCCCCACCGCCCUUCACGAUUUAGGAUCCUGUAAGGCAAGAGUGGGGAAACCGUUUUUUUUCCCCCUGCCAAAGCCCAUUUAGCUAUUGAUGCCAUCAUUCGAAGGCCAUAUAAGUCAAACGUUGAAUUCACGCACCCUAACGUGAUGGCUGGGGGUCCUGGUGGCGCAAUGGUUACGCACUGGGCUUCGA